AUGAACGGCGAACUUUAUGAGCAACUGACCGCUCCAAAUGGAGUAACUUACAACCAACCAUUGGGCCUCUUCAUCAACAAUGAAUGGCGUCGAUCAAAGGCAGAGGAAUUUAUAUCGGUUGUUAGUCCAAUUGACGAGAAUGAGAUCGUCAAAGUCCACGCUGGUGGCGAGGCAGACAUUGACGAAGCAGUCAAGGCCGCUCGAGCAGCCCUCAAAGGCCCUUGGUCGCACCUUUCUGGAACCGAGAGAGGCGAAAUGAUGCGCAAGCUCGCUGACCUUGUUGAUGCUGCCACAAACGAACUUGCCACUAUCGAUACCUGGAAUAACGGCAAAAGGUUUUUGUCUGCACAAGGAGAUGUUGGUGAGCUGACAGGUGUGCUACGAUACUACACUGGAUUUGCAGACAAGCAAUAUGGGCAAGUGAUAAGUACAACUGAGAAGAAGUUUGCUUAUACCACUGUUGGUCCGAUUGGGGUUUGCGGCCAGAUCAUUCCAUGGAAUUAUCCCUUAGGAAUGGCUGGUUGGAAGAUCGCCCCAGCCCUUGCAGCCGGCAACUGUGUGGUACUCAAGCCAGCCGAGCAGACACCUCUGUCUAUCCUGUUCUUUGCAGAUAUCGUCAAGAAAGCAGGAUUUCCGCCGGGCGUCAUCAACAUAGUCAACGGCUUCGGGAAUAAGGCCGGUGCAGCUUUAGCAGCUCACAUGGAUGUUGACAAAAUUGCCUUCACUGGAUCUACAGCAACUGGACGUGAGGUGGCCAGACUUGCGGCGAAUAAUCUCAAAGAGAUUACGAUUGAGUCCGGUGGAAAGUCUCCACUGCUCGUUUUUGAGGAUGCAGAUUUGGACCAGGCUGUUAAAUGGAGUCACUAUGGUAUCAUGGCCAACCAAGGCCAGAUUUGUACUGCAACAAGUCGCAUCUUGGUACACGAAAACGUGUAUCAACAAUUCAUCGAACUGUUCAAGGGGAGAGUCAAGUCUUGCAAGAUCGGCAACCCCUUCGAGAGCGAUACCUUCCAAGGGCCGCAGGUCUCAAAGGCGCAAUAUGAGAGAGUGUUAUCCUUUAUCGAGAGCGGUAAAGCUGAAGGAGCUACCGUUGCUCUCGGCGGCCAGGCAACUUCAGUCAAUGGCAAGGGGUUCUAUAUAGAGCCUACUAUCUUCACCGAUGCAUCGGAUGAUAUGAAGAUAUACCGUGAAGAGAUCUUCGGGCCUGUUGCUAUCAUCAGCCCAUUCACAACAGAAGAUGAAGCAGUGCGCCGGGCUAACGAUACGAUUUAUGGACUUGGGGCAGCCAUCUUCACGCAAGACAUCACUCGAGCACAUCUUCUCGCGAAUAAGAUCGAAGCAGGAAUGGUUUGGAUCAACAGUAGCAAUGACUCGGACUUCCGUAUACCGUUUGGUGGUGUCAAGCAGUCUGGUAUUGGUCAUCAAUCAAUUUCUCUGUGGUGA
Messenger RNA from Fusarium tjaetaba, 1443 nucleotides. RefSeq names its product aldehyde dehydrogenase (NAD+). The transcript is spliced from 5 exons. Gene Ontology annotation, molecular function: oxidoreductase activity, acting on the aldehyde or oxo group of donors, NAD or NADP as acceptor. The record is from RefSeq and is a predicted model, not a curated record. NCBI's taxonomy places the organism in Eukaryota, Fungi, Ascomycota, Sordariomycetes, Hypocreales, Nectriaceae. Bases 1 to 1443 code for a protein of 480 amino acids.